Chroicocephalus ridibundus (black-headed gull) is the source of this 1021-nucleotide messenger RNA. Its product is annotated as interferon-like. Lineage: Eukaryota; Metazoa; Chordata; Aves; Charadriiformes; Laridae. The coding region runs from base 204 to 782 and encodes 192 amino acids. The transcript has a single exon. The record is from RefSeq and is a predicted model, not a curated record. Gene Ontology annotation, molecular function: cytokine receptor binding. Gene Ontology annotation, biological process: defense response. Gene Ontology annotation, cellular component: extracellular region.
ACACCCCAACAACGCACUUCCCCAAGACCACCACAGCCACCAGGCAAAAAUGAAAACGACAGCCGGAAACUCGCUGCGACCAGAAAGCGAGGAAGCCGAAGCCGCGGCACCCCAUAAAGCCCCACACCCGGCAGCACCCCAAGCACAGCGCCCACCCGCACCACCACCGAGCCUCACCAGCCUCCUGCCCACCACCACACACCAUGCCUGCGCCCGCAACCCACCACACCCGCCUGCGCCACGGCGCCCCGACGCUCCUGCUCCUCCUGACGGCUCUCGCCACCACCCUCGCCUGCCGCCACCUGCCUCCCUGCCACUCCACCUUCCCCUGGGACAGCCUCAGCAUCCUCCGGGACAUGGCUCCCAGACCGCCACAGCCCUGCCAACACCAACAGGCGCCCUUCCCCUUCCCCGACACCCUCCUCCACAACAGCCACCCACAGCAAGCCGCCGCCACCGCCCGACACAUCCUCGACAACCUCUUCGCCACCCUCAGCGCACAGAGCACCCCCCAACACUGGGACGACCAGGCACGCCAUCGCCUCCUCAACAACCUCCACCGCCACAGCCAGCAGCUCCAGCAAUGCCUCGCACCCAACGGCACGCUCUCCCAAGGACAAGGGCCCCGCAACCGCACGCUCACCAUCAGCAAAUACUUCAGGCGCAUCCACAACUUCCUCCACACCCACAACCACAGCGCCUGCGCCUGGGACCACGUCCGCCUCGAAGUUCGCGCCUCUUUCCAGCGCCUCCACAACCUCACCCGCACCAUGUGCAAUUAGACCAACCGCCCCGACCAACCCGCGCGCACCCACGCGCCCCCGCCACCACUUCUCCAACACCGACGCGGCCCCACCGCGGGCCUCCCGCCUCCCCUCACCCGUGCCAAGAGCCGCUGCAACAACGGCCCUGCGCCCUCAGCCUCCACUGACCCCCUCCCCUAUUUAUACAACUCCCUCUAUUUAUUUUCACAAUGCCUUUUAUCUAUUUAUUCACCUAUUUAUUCCACAGACAAUAAAGA